Zalophus californianus (California sea lion) is the source of this 4588-nucleotide messenger RNA. RefSeq names its product sphingosine-1-phosphate receptor 2 (gene S1PR2). The transcript has 3 exons. NCBI's taxonomy places the organism in Eukaryota, Metazoa, Chordata, Mammalia, Carnivora, Otariidae. Gene Ontology annotation, cellular component: membrane. Bases 397 to 1455 code for a protein of 352 amino acids. The record is from RefSeq and is a predicted model, not a curated record. Gene Ontology annotation, biological process: sphingosine-1-phosphate receptor signaling pathway. Gene Ontology annotation, molecular function: sphingosine-1-phosphate receptor activity.
GGCAGAAAGGACGGGCCCGGGAUCCCUGAGUCGCAGGAUCGGAGCUGGGGAGCCAGGCCAGGGGUUGGGGGCGCACCGGGGCGCGCACGCGCCGCCGGUGCUCCUGCCGCACAGAGGGAGUGGUCACUGUGCGCCCUCUCCACGACUCCAGGCGGCCCCUACAGCCGCGCCCGCGAACCCCCAGACUGAGCUCCCCGCCUUCCCCGGCGGCAGGAAGUUGGCGCCGAAGAGAAGGCGGAUCCGAGCGCUUUCGGCCAGAGACUGGGAGGCAGAACGGCCUGGCCAUUACCCGGUUCUGAGCCCAGUGACCUCUUACUGAGCCUCUGGGAAGAAGUUAGGACGGCCUUGGUGAAGCUCUGACAGCCCCAUGGCCCUAGCCGGCCACUGAGCCCCACCAUGGGCAGCCUGUACUCAGAGUACCUAAGUCCCAGCAAGGUCCGGGAACACUAUAAUUACACCAAGGAGACGCUGGACACUCAGGAGACGCCCUCCCGCCAGGUGGCCUUGGCCCUCAUCAUCAUCCUCUGCUUCGCCAUCGUGGUGGAGAACCUGCUGGUGCUAAUUGCAGUCGCUCGCAAUAGCAAGUUCCACUCAGCCAUGUACCUGUUCCUGGGCAACCUGGCCGCCUCGGACCUACUGGCAGGAGUGGCCUUCAUAGCCAAUACCUUGCUCUCGGGCCCGGUCACGCUGGGGCUGACACCGGUGCAGUGGUUUGCCCGAGAGGGCUCCGCCUUCAUCACGCUCUCCGCCUCUGUCUUCAGCCUCCUGGCCAUCGCCAUCGAGCGGCACGUGGCCAUUGCCAAGGUCAAGCUCUACGGCAGCGACAAGAGCUGCCGCAUGCUGCUGCUGAUUGCUGCCUCGUGGCUCAUCUCACUUGCUCUCGGUGGCCUGCCCAUCCUUGGCUGGAACUGCCUGGGCCACCUCGAGGCCUGUUCCACCGUUCUGCCGCUUUACACCAAGCACUAUGUGCUCUGCGUGGUCACCAUCUUCUCCGUCAUCCUACUGGCCAUUGUCGCUCUGUAUGUCCGCAUCUACUGCGUGGUCCGCUCCAGCCAUGCCGACGUGGCUGGCCCCCAGACUCUGGCCCUGCUCAAGACGGUCACCAUCGUGCUGGGUGUCUUCAUCGUUUGCUGGCUGCCUGCCUUUAGCAUCUUGCUCCUGGACUAUGCCUGCCCCGUCCGGUCCUGCCCUGUCCUCUACAAGGCCCACUACUUCUUUGCCUUCGCCACCCUGAACUCAUUGCUCAACCCGGUCAUCUACACGUGGCGCAGCCGGGACCUGCGGCGGGAGGUACUGCGGCCGAUGCAGUGCUGCCGGCGGGCGGCGGGGGUUCAAGGGCGGCGGGGGGGGACCCCGGGCCAUCGGCUCCUGCCUCUCCGCAGCUCCAGCUCCCUGGAGAGGGGCACGCACAUGCCCACGUCACCCACAUUUCUGGAGGGCAACACAGUGGUGUGAGGGGCAAGUGGGCUGCCAGGCCAUGGUAGCGGGCUCCAUGGAGAGGCGCCGGGUGACCUCGGACAGAGAUGGGGGGGCUGCCAAGCAAGAUGCCCCCACGCCACAGACCUGGGUGAUAUUGAAAAUAUUUCACCCCGGGCACAGCCGGCUGAGACACCGACCUGUCGGAUGGCGGAGCUGCAGCAGGGUCAGAGGCUAGUGUAGUAGCUGAAGUGACCCCCCCCUUCAGACCUGAAUCAUGGGGAGACUCCAGGGGACCAGGAAGGGGCCUAGGUGACAGCAAGCAAGCACUUGGGGAGCUCAGGGCAGGAACAAUUUACAACCCGGUACAAGGGAUUUCAACAUUUCACGACUCUCUGACCCUCUGCCCUGUACAGAACUUCCUUCUCUGAAUCCAGCCCCCUCCCCCCCCCCCCACCCCCGGCCUGUCACCUUUUCCUGGCAACCUCAGGCCACUUCCCCAGAACCAUUGUCCCAAAGGGCUGGAGGCCUCCUCCCUGACUGUCCUGGUCGGCCCCGGCUGACAGUUGCAAAGCCCAAAUCCACAGCUUCCCCAAAUUUCACCAGCUGCCCACUUUGGCUGCUUCUUCCCUUUCCUCUGUCUCUCCACGAGAUGCUGGGAAACCACAGGGGGUGGGGUGGGGGGGCGGCGCGGCUGGAUGCUAUUCUCAGACCUCAUUGGCCAAUUGCACUAUCUGGGACACAAAGGAGUCACCAAGGGCUGGAAAAACUGGUCUGGGGGAGCUGAGGAGGGCUCUAGGCCUCCUGGUGGGAAAGGAUGGAUGGAACUUGAGAAAGUUCUAGGGGAGCUAUUGGCACAGGACCCCCAUUCCUAAACGCCCCCCCCCAAGCUACUCCCAGGUCCAGCCCAGCCAAGGUACCCAGAUCUCCUGAGGCAGGGCAGCCUUGAGCCUGCUGUGCCUCCUUUCGAGUUGUAUUGUAUGGAGAAACAUGGGGGUGGGGGGACCAAGGACAACGCUUGUGGGGUGCUCUCCCCUCACCUGCCCCAGAAGGACUUUGCUAAUUCCUUGGAUAGAUGGAAGGGACGUUGCGGUACAAAUGUAUAUUUAUGUGUGUCUGUGUACACGUGUGUGUGAUGUGUGUGAUCUCCUCUCCCCACCGUGCUUCCCCAGAAUGGAUGCUACUGUCGUCUCACGUCUGUGUUGAAGCUGCCAAAGAGGGGUCCGGCCCCUGCGCAGACCCCUUUGUAAUUACUGGCUCAUCUCCCCGCUUGAGAGCUGGGGUACAGCUCGCCUCGGGGAAGGAAACCUCAUGCCUCAAAGCCAUUUCUUGUGAAUGCAAAGGCUGGGGGAGGGGGCCUUGGGGGGCAAGGAGCCAGUUGGGGGCUUAUCUCCCCCCAUACAGCUCCCCAGAUGCCCCCCGUGCCUGAGACCCGGGCCCAGGCCAAUAAACGGUUCAAUCCCUUGUUUCGGUGGUUGCUGUCUUUGGAGGCUUAAGGCGCCCUGGCCGUUGCCCUAACUAGCACCCGGUGGCUGGAGGGUGGACGGGAUGGGGAGGGUGGACGGGAUGGGGAGGGUGGCUUCUGCCCAGGCCACUCAUCCUUUGCCAGCCUUCCUAUUCUGUGCCCAACUCCGAGCCCUGCCCAAGCCAGGAUUGCAGUGGCUUCUGAGAAAACAGGGUAAAUGCUGACCUUUCCCCUAGGGCAUCUGUCUGGCCCUUCCCAGUGAUUAAUUAGACUCCAGGCCUCCCUGCUUCCCUUCAAAGAGAGCUUGGCGGUGUGGGGAGGUCCCCUACUUCACCUCAUGUCAUGUACGUGUUCCAUCCUGGGAGAUGGUCUUGGGCGACAUGGGCCCAGAUAACCCUCCAGGGCUCAGUCUUCCCCAAAGGAAUGGGUAACUUCCAUCAAGCACUUCCCAAGACAGGAAUCCUCAGAAGGUGGGAGUUACUAUGAACUAUGGUGGAGAUGUGGGUUCAGAGAAGGUAAGUGAGCCGCUCAGGGUCACACAGCUAGUUGGGGCAAGCGCCGUCUGCAUAUGAACUCAGGCAGGAACAAUUUACAACCCGGUACAAGGGAUUUCAACAUUUCACUGGGCUGCCUCUGGGUCCCACCGGCCCCACCACUGGGCCAGAGAGAGUAUCCUCCACCCCCUCUUUGCCAUGGAAAGAGUGGGGAAUGUGAGCUGCCAGACCCCAUCCAGAGCCGGGAGAAACCCAGAUGGGACACAGCUUGGGGGGGGGAGGUGGUGUUCCUAGCUCAGCUCCAGGCUGACACUCCCUUCUGCCCAGAGGCACAGGGCCCAGUGGCUCCUUUGAAGAUAGAUUUGGAGCUUUGAUGGGGAACCCAGUCCCCUAAGCUAGAGCCCCACCCAGCACACCAACGCAAACCCUAGAGCCAGUGUGAGAAGGAGUGGGGCAGACAACCGCCAGAGGCUGAGAGGUCUGCACUCCCCAUCAGAGUCCCCCUCCUUUAGCAGUUCACAGCCUCUGUUUGGAAACCUGAGCCCCAGCUGAGUGAAAGGAGCAGAAGAGGUAUCCGCCAGGCCAGAGUCAAUAGAUUUGCCCCAGAUACACACCUGCUUUCUCUAUCGCCUCCUUCUGGGCCUCUGCUCAGUGAUCGCCUCCUCCGAGGGGCCUGCCCUGACCAUCUUCUACUAAGCCCCUCUCCUGCUUAUCACCUGGGAGGAUAUUAUAGAUCGGUUUAUCUGUCUCCUCCGCUCCACUAAACUGUGAGCACCUUCAAGAUAGGAUGGCAUCUGUCUUACCACUGUGCCGCUAGCAUCUUAAAUAGUACUUGGCAUGUUCCCACCGCAGGGCCUUUGCACCUGCUGUUCCCUCUGCCUGGACCCAUCUUCCCCCACAUACGCCUGUGCCUUUUCUCUGCUCCUUCUGGCCUGCAAAAAAAUAUCACCCCGGGUGAGGCCUCUGGCCGUGCGUACAUUUCUGGUCCUAUCUGCUCGCCUUGCUACUCUCUUAUAUGCAACAGAUUUUGCUUUUUUUUUAGCCUGAUUAUUUUCUACCGCCCCCUUUGGAAUGCCAGUUCUGUGACAGCGGGGGUUUGUGUCUGUCAUGUUCACUGCUUGGCCCCAGUGCUCAGAACGGUGGUGAGGACACAGCAGGUGCUCAAUAAAUGUUUGUCAAAUGAAUAAAAGCAAAAGCGCAUGCUGGUCUUUUC